Molecule: messenger RNA, 204 nt
Organism: Lichtheimia ornata
Lineage: Eukaryota; Fungi; Mucoromycota; Mucoromycetes; Mucorales; Lichtheimiaceae
Exons: 1
Coding region: 1-204 (67 amino acids)
Source: RefSeq, a predicted model, not a curated record
AUGCGCAUCUUUGCUCUUAGUCUUGUCUUGGCAGCAGUUUACAGCUUACAAAUGGUCGAUGGACAACCGCAACCAGAACCCGACAGCGGCAAUGUGCUCUGCAGUAAAUUAGUUAGCGGUGAACUCGAUGGGUUUACAAGAUCUAUCAUGGAAGAAUUAUGCGAAGAUGGGGACUUUGGUACGCAAGGAUCAGGAUGGUUUUAA